UAUCAAUAAAUCGUGAUCAGAAAGUUCUCACUCACUCAGGUGUGGUGAACGUGUCACCAGCCGAGCACGUACAAAGCCCUCUGAUUGGCUAAGCUAAUGUAUUGUUUGCUGUGUGGUUGGGUCGUCAAGAACACUGCACUUGUGCGAACGUCGGAGUGUUUACAAUUGACGACUUUUAAAUGACUUAUCUUCUUGAUAAACUUUUUUUUUAACGUUUUUUUUACUCAUCUUUUAAUCAUGAUGUCUGCAUGAGUGCGCGUUUAUACAGAGGAAAGGGUGAAAGGAGUCCAGAGGGGGCGAAGGCUGCUUCCUACAUCCAGGACAUGGAGCUGAGGGAGGAAUGGCAGGAUGAGGAGUUCCCCAGACCUCUUCCUGAAGAUUCCCAUAGUCCUGAGACCCAAGGAGAAAAUGCAGAGAGACCAGCUCCACCCACCAGCCUGGCCCUGUCAGAAAACCCCAUAAGGAAGAAGCGUCUGGUGGCGCCCACCCUCAGCCUGACCCUGUCCCGUACCGACUCAGCGGACCGCAGUGUGAAGUCAGGGGACACCGGGUACUCUGCCGCCGCCCUCUCACCCGACGAAGAUGACACGGAGCUGGACAUCAACCUGGAGGCCCUGGAGACGCCCUCGGACAGCGAGUCCUGCAACUUCCCUGACAGCAUGCACGAACUGGAGUGGGAGGAUGACCUGCCACGGCUGGGCCGGGGGGAGGAUGGUGUCUCAGGCACCACGGUGAUGGAGCAGGCAGAGAUGGGCUCGAUGGAGCUAGACCAGGUGGACAACAGGGGGCGUCGCUGGAGAAGGUUCUGCGUCGCAGGACAGGAGUACCACGUCAACAUGAGUGUCCUGGAGCCAUACCUCCAGGUGCUCUCUCAUGGAGGUUAUUACGGGGAGGCUAUGAACGCCAUCAUCACGUUCUCCUCCUGUUACCUACCAGAGAACACGGUGGAGAACUAUGAGUACGUCAUGGACAAUCUCUUCAGGUACAUAGUGGGGACGCUGGACCUGAUGGUGUCAGAAGGCUAUGUCAUGGUGUACCUGUGCAGCAUGGCUCCCAGGAAUAAGAUGCCCGCCAUCAAAUGGCUGCGACAGUGUUACACCUCCAUUGACAGAAGGUUGAGGAAGGAUCUGAAGGGGCUCUUUGUGGUCCACCCUGCCUGGUACAUCAAAGCACUCAUCACUGUCGUCAAGCCUUUCAUCAGUGAGAAGUUCAGCCGGAAGAUCCGCUUCAUUCACAGCCUGCAGGAGCUGUCUGAGUACAUCCCCAUGGAACGCCUGCAGAUUCCCGACACCAUCCGAGAGUAUGAUGCGAGGAUGAACGGGUGAGGAACAUAUCGCGGGAAGCCAAAGAGUGGACAUUGAGAGUGGAUAGGCGAAGGAGGGGAAGACAGCAGAUGACUGGGAACUAUGGGCUGAAUUACCAUCAAAGUUCAAAAGUUAACUAGUCCAAAUGUCACCCUGCAGGUAUGCUUGGACGUGCAGCACUUUUGUUGUACAGAAAAUGAAAGACUUUUAGUGUGUACAGACACACCUUUAAUUUAUUCAUCGUUGAAUGUAAUGUCACUAAAGAAGUUCACUUCCCCAAGCCACUGGCUUUGCAACAGUUUCAGAACUGCCCCUAUUUUGUGGUACUUGAAUGCAACCCUAUCAUAUGUAUUGAUGCCAGAGUGAUUUGUGGGACCUGUCGUCAAGGAGCAACCUACAGUCAGUUUGAACACAACACUUAGAUGAAAGGUCCAGAUGGUUUUCUGUUACAGUUACCUUCACUGGAGCUCACAUUGACAUUUACUGCUGCUUUAUCUGUAAGGGCUUACUGCACUCUAGUGCCAAGUACAACACUUUGGGAUGUCACCUUUUAAUGUUUACUCAAAUGUGAUUGAUGCACAACAAAUACUUUAGGUUAAGAUGGAGACAGUCUAUUUAAUAAAAUAAAUCAGAAUUUACAUCAUGACAUAAAUUCUGACGUAUUUGACUGUAUUAUUCUGACCUUGUAAACCUAAGCCUUUUUAUAGCCUACCCUCAGAGCAAAUAUUUAUGGAAGAGAACUCUUGAACAACCUGUACUUUUAGAAUUGUCAUUUUCUAACCAUACAUUCUAUAGCUGAAUGAUCUUCUCACGUUAAGACAUUUGUUUUUGAGCACUGCUUACCACGUUUAAGGGCUUUUACACGAUUUUAAAGGAAGGGGUGUCUCCAUGGAAACGCUGCAGGCAUUCAGGAAAUGGCAGCCACAGGAAGUGAGGUAGCUCUGGAAGAAGAAUACUGCUGCCUGCAUUUACUGUAACUCGUACACAGGAACAGUGACAUGUCCAUUAAUUAGGGAUGAUGAAGAAUAUUCAUCUGAAAAUUAAAAACAUUUUUCUGAAAAAGGGAGCUAUUGAAUGUAUUGUUAGUCUUUUAUGCUAAUAAAAAACAUGAGCUGGCGCACACCCAGAAAUAAAUGUUUGUGCGGAGGUGCAGACUAACAACGAAAAAAUUAUAAGCUAUCAAAAUAAAGUCACACACUCCAUAUAUAAACUCCCAGUAAUUUACAUUUACAUUUAUUGGCAUCACUAUGCCUUCUUCAGGGUAAUGUCAUGAGUACUUCAAACAGGUUAUGUAGACAAACAGUGCAAUUAGUGCAACCAAUGACAAUUCUACCACAGGAAAUUGUGGGUUUUUCAAUGUUACUGCUACUGAAUUAUAACACCAUAUUGGGGAUGUUUUUAAAUCUACAGAAGUCCUCAAAAGACUCCUUUAAAAAACUGGUGGUAGUUAACAACAGAUCUUAAAUACAUGAGACAAUGAUGCAUUCAGUAUUAAAUCAGAUUAGUAUUCAGUAAGAUUAUAUGGUGGUGGUUGGUAUCGCUCAUGUCAGCUGGGUGUUCUGAAAUACUCUGAAUUGUGUUGCAUUGUGGAGGAGGAAACUGAAUGGCCUCCGAGAUAGAUAUGGUGUCCUUCGUUAACACGACUGGAGUCUGACUGCUUGUUUUUCAGGGAUUAUUUCGUACCCCUCUGCAUUCACAUCUUUGUCCCAGUGGUCUGUCUGCUUGCCAGUUGUUCAUGUAAAUAAAGUUGUCAUCAUGGGA
Messenger RNA from Oncorhynchus nerka (sockeye salmon), 3065 nucleotides. It is a transcript of the gene bnipl, whose product is annotated as BCL2 interacting protein like. Bases 249 to 1325 code for a protein of 358 amino acids. Gene Ontology annotation, biological process: apoptotic process. Gene Ontology annotation, cellular component: cytoplasm. The transcript is spliced from 10 exons. The record is from RefSeq and is a predicted model, not a curated record. Lineage: Eukaryota; Metazoa; Chordata; Actinopteri; Salmoniformes; Salmonidae.